This is a messenger RNA of Saccostrea cuccullata (small rock oyster), 3206 nucleotides long. Its product is annotated as multiple epidermal growth factor-like domains protein 10. Lineage: Eukaryota; Metazoa; Mollusca; Bivalvia; Ostreida; Ostreidae. The record is from RefSeq and is a predicted model, not a curated record. The transcript is spliced from 19 exons. Gene Ontology annotation, molecular function: scavenger receptor activity.
GGAAGUAGUUAAAAGUUUAAGGAAACUUUAUAAUAGUGACAUUAAGUAAAAAUUUGUUUAUGCAUGCAUUAAAAAGAAAUACAAAGUACAAAAGGAAGAUGCCUCACCGGAUAUUUUACAAGGGUAUUCAUCCGCAUUUCUAAGUACUAUGUAAAGAUGACUUUAAAGGAAAACAGAGAGUAGUUAAUAAAUUUAAGCCACAAUAUCAAUGACACUACGUAUUUAAACGAAUGAAACGUAAGUGAAUUUCUUACUAAAUCCACAAACCUUUUUCAUGGAAUUUUUUUCCCAAUUCAAUGAUCCGCUUUGUUUACCACGCAAACUGUUCAACGUGAAUAACAAAAACGACAUGCAUAAAUAGCUGCGGAAAUUCAAAAUCUCUUCAUUAGCAAUUCCUGCAAUCGAUUUGACCCUUAUCAAAGAACAUGGGUAGUGGAGCUUGGUUGCCGUGUAUCUUUUGCAUUGUUAGAUUUAUUUUAACAGGACAUGUAGCAUUUGCCUACGAGAAUAUAGCAAUAAACCAGACUGCAUGGCACCAGUAUUCGUAUGGUGGACGGCCAUGGGGAGCCGAUAAAGCUGUGGAUGGGCUGUUUACAGACAGGUCUGCCGAUGGAGGACAGUGUACAAUAUCAGACAAUAAUCAAAGAACUGCAACCUGGCGGGUAGAUCUAGGAGGGGUACUCAGUAUACACCAUAUAAGGAUAUACUACAGGACAGACAAUAGGGCAUAGGAUGCAAGCAACUUUCUCGUACCCCGAUUCCUUGGAUUCUCUGUUUACAUAUCAAACACUACCAAAAAAGACGACGGAAUCCUGUGCUUCAAGGAUACAAACUACACUCGGGCCACUAUUCCGGAUAAUGUAACUAUAGAAUGUGUAAAUCAUGGACGAUACGUUGUCUACUACAAUGAAAGACUCCAAGAAGUCACUUACCCCGUUGGAUAUUCAACGUACGCCUACAACGAGCUCUGUGAACUUGAAGUUUAUGGAUGCCCUAACUCAAUGUUUUAUGGGGAAAAUUGUAAUUUACCGUGUCCAACCAACUGUAAAGAGGGUCGUUGUAACAUUGAAAGUGGAUCAUGUAUGGGAUGCACUAAAGGUUUCAAAGGUCCACGAUGUGAGGAGCAAUGUGAUAAUAAAAGGUACGGACCUGAGUGUAACAUGACCUGCGGUAACUGUAGUGAUGACGAACAAUGUAAUAACGUGAACGGAAGUUGUUCCAAAGGAUGUGACGUAGGUGUUCAUGGAUUUACGUGUAACGAAGCUUGUCCAUGUGGUAGAUACGGAAAGAAUUGUGAUGAGUUCUGUAAACCAAACUGUAGAGGCUGUAACAGAUUCACUUGUGUCUGUGAGUUUGGAUGUCGUGCAGGAUGGAAGGGAGCUUUCUGCGAGCAGGUUACAAAAUAUUCAGAUGUUGAGGCAAGCAGACAGUGUGAUCCAUCUCUUUACGGAAUUAUAACAAUUCUUUGCUUGAGCCUGGCUUUAAAUAUUUUUUUCGUCAUCUGGUUUUACAAAAGACAGCAUCAAGUAAUGAAAAACACGAACCAGUUGUCCACAGUAUACGCUGUGCCUAACACAGAGCUUUAUGAUAAGCCGGGUCAAAUGAGUCUGUCUACAGAUCACAGAACUUCUAAAACACAGAUUUAUGACAAUGUCGAAGACAAUGUCGGAUAUCAAGAACUCGGUAACGGAAUGAAAAGUCACAUUGUACUGUAUUUUUGUGUAAGUGGAGUACUAUUGACCGAAAGAAGUAUACAUAUAUCUGCUUAUGAAAACGUAGCAUUAAACAAGCUUGCAUGGCAGCAGUAUCCUUACCCCAAUGUGGACUGGGGAGCGGAGAAAGCGGUAGAUGGACGGUAUACAGACCGGUCAGCGCCUGGAGGACAAUGUGCAAUAUCUGCCAAUGAUAAAACAACUGCAACCUGGAGAGUGGAUCUAGGAGAAGUGCUCAGUAUCCAUCACAUCACAUUUUACUUUAGGACAGAUAAUGUCCAAUGGGAUUCAAGCCAUGGCUAUACUGGUAGAGUCCUUGGUUUUUCUGUUUACUUAUCCAACACAACCAACAAAGAUGACGGAAUUCUCUGUUUCAAAGACAAUGACUACACUAGAGCUACAGUACCGAAUGUUACUACCCUAGAAUGUAUAAAACAUGGUCGGUAUGUCAUCUACUACAAUGAGAGACUCCCAGGAGUUACCUACCCUGAAGGAUAUUCUACGUUUGCCUUUAGCAGUCUAUGUGAAGUUGAGGUAUAUGGAUGCGCUACCCCUGGAUUUUAUGGAAUUGAUUGUAAUUUACCAUGUCCAAAACAUUGUCAGGAGACUCAUUGUAACAUUGUAAGUGGAUCGUGUCUGGGAUGUAUUGCUGGUUUCAAAGGUCCACGAUGUAAACAACAAUGUGAUAAUAAUACAUACGGCCUUGAAUGUAGUUUGGCCUGUGGUAACUGUAGUAAUGGAGAACAAUGUAAUCACGUGAACGGAAGUUGUCCAAAGGGAUGUGACGUCGGUACUCAAGGAUAUACAUGUGACGAAGCUUGUCCAUUUGGUAGAAGCGGCAAGAACUGUGUUGAGCUCUGUAACCCAAACUGUAAAGGAGGCUGUGACAGAUUUACUGGUGGCUGUAAGUUUGGUUGCUACCCUGGAUGGAAGGGAAUAUACUGUGAGAAUGAAUGUGAUGCAUUGUCUUAUGGUGCAAAUUGCAGUAUUUUAUGUGGCUCAUGUGUAAAUUUCAAACAAUGUCAUCAUAUCAAUGGAACAUGUUUAAAUGGAUGCGACAGAGGAUUUCAGGGAGAAAAGUGUAAAGAAGUUUGUCCCAUUGGACGUUUUGGGUACAACUGUCAGGAUAUUUGUAGCCUUAACUGUGGAGUCCCUGUUAGAUGUGACAGAGUUACAGGACAGUGUCAAGGCGGAUGUCAGGAGGGGUGGAAAGGGCCAAAGUGUGAUAAAAAAUGUAGCAGGGGUAAAUUCGGACUAAACUGUGCUCAGUCAUGCGGAGUUUGCCUUGAUAAAGAACAAUGUCAUCACAUAAACGGUUCAUGCUUGAAUGGCUGUGAUAGGGGAUACCAAGGAAUCAACUGUACACAUGUCUGUCCAGACGGGAUGUAUGGAUACAACUGUCAGGAGACAUGCAGCAAAAACUGUAAAGUUCUUAGGACAUGUGACACCAUUUCGGGACAAUGCAGCGGUUCAUUGGAAAUAAUCUCAGACUAA